This is a messenger RNA of Rhincodon typus (whale shark), 8561 nucleotides long. RefSeq names its product tyrosine kinase 2 (gene tyk2). The record is from RefSeq and is a predicted model, not a curated record. Lineage: Eukaryota; Metazoa; Chordata; Chondrichthyes; Orectolobiformes; Rhincodontidae. Gene Ontology annotation, cellular component: cytosol; membrane; cytoskeleton. The transcript is spliced from 26 exons. Gene Ontology annotation, biological process: intracellular signal transduction; cytokine-mediated signaling pathway; peptidyl-tyrosine phosphorylation. Gene Ontology annotation, molecular function: ATP binding; cytokine receptor binding; non-membrane spanning protein tyrosine kinase activity. Bases 885 to 4439 code for a protein of 1184 amino acids.
GCCUGUCGUCAGUUCCGGCGAGGAGAGGCUGACGGCGAGAGGGAGCAAAAGGGAGCCCCCUCCCGGGAAAGGCGUGAGGGAAGUUCGGUGUCCCGGGGAAACGGCAUGGGGUGGCAGGGACAGUGAGGAGGGACAUCGGGGAACAGGUGCAGAGCUCUGUGUUUGACAUUUAGUGCUGCAACAUGAUCUCAGUUGACAGCUGUGUUUCAUGGUAUUACUUCCACACAAUCCAAGUCUCACAUGUGUAAAACAGAACGGGCAAGCUGUUGCUUCAUCAACUUCAGGUUCGUCAGCAGGCUUGCUCCUUUUUGUUCCUCUUCACCUUCUUUCCGCGAUUAUGAUGGUCCAAAGAACUGCUCCAAGGACACUCUGCAGGCUUCAUUUAGGAGAUCAGCAUUAGCCCACGUUCUGGGGGAAGCUCACCCAGAAUCGCAGCACUGGGUGGAUCCAAAUAAAAAAUGGUGUGGCCUGCUUUGAAAGCAAGCUGAUAUCGAACUAAGUGGGAAAACACAGAGAGGAAAUCCUGAGCUGGCAACUCAUCCAAAGCUCUGACAUUUCAGGGACCUUACCCUGUUUACAACAGAAGCUCCAGGGUCCAUAUCAACAUUGGCAAUUACCCAUGUACCCAUGAAAACCCCACAAAACACUCCAGGUGAUGAACAUGGUCACCUUCGCCUCGAAGGAUGAACUACACGUGUAGCUGUGCUGAGUUGUGGCCUGAUCCUUUUUAAAAAAAAGAAUGAGUCUUACGAACUAUAGCAGUGAGAGGUUUGACAGUGGCACGUCCCUGGUGAGUUCAGUUCCGGCCUUGGGUGCUGUCUAUUGAAGAUAAGCUGCUGAACUAAAACCAAAAUGCACCAGUGACUACAUUUUGAAUCAGAAACAUGGCGCUGUGCCCCUGCACCGUGACGAACUCUGACACCAAGCUGGAUGGAUGCCACUCUUCAGCGCCAGGCUUGAGGGUGCACCUGUACUGGUCAAGCGAAGGCCCACAGGACCUUGUUUUUACCGAGGGGGAGAUGGUUGCAGAAGACAUAUGUGUUCUGGCUGCACAGAAAUGCUCCAUUUCCCCGCUGUGCCACAACUUGUAUGCACUUUGUGACUUAAAAGAAAAUCUUUGGUUUCCUCCGAAUCAUAUCUUCAAGAUUGACAAGGACCUGUGUUUGACUCUGCACUAUCGUAUGAGGUUUUAUUUUAAGAACUGGCAUGGUAUGUCUGAAAAGGAGCCUAGGGUAUACCGAUGGACACCGAAGAGGAAUGACCAUGAGAAAUUCGACCAAGGCAGCCCUCUGUUUGACCACAUGUCGCUCAACUACAUCUUCUCACAGGGUAAACACGAUUUUGUUAACGGCAUCGCUCCUCUCAAAGAACCGCAGAAUGAGCAGGAAUUACACGUCUUCCAAAACGAGAGCCUGGGAAUGGCCGUGCUGCAUCUUUCAUACAUUGCAGUCCUGAGUGGACGCUCACUUAGCGAAGUGGCCAAGGAAAUAAGUUUUAAGGGGUGCAUCCCAAAGACAUUCCGUGCUAAAAUAGAGAGGUGUAAUGCCCUGACCAAGAUCCGGCUGAAACGUGGCUUCCGAAAGUUUGUAAGGAGCUUCCACCUGCCUGUGGUUGGUUCGGGGAAGGUGAUCCAGCAUGACAUUAUAUUCAAAUACCUGUCUACCUUGGAGAACCUUUGCACCAACUUUGGAGGCGAGGUCUUUCGUGUUUCAUAUCUGGAAGUGCUUCCAGAAAGUAGUAGGACCCCCUACAUAAACAAUCGGAAUUACCUGCAGACCACAGAGGAUAUCAUCUGCCCCACACUACCUACCCAGGAAUAUGAAGUGCUGGUGACUGGGACAGAGGGAAUUCAGUGGAGAAUACUUAAGAAGGAGCCUGCACCCCUCAAAAGGACAGGCUGGAAGAGCAAACCAGCAGACAGUGGCAGCUGCAAAUCCACUGAAAUAGUUGAGUUCACUGAGAAGCCAUGGUCGCACUUUUGUGAUUUCAAGGAGAUUACACACAUCGUCAUCUCUGACUGCAGGGUCAGUGUUCACAGACAGGAUAACAAAUGUCUGGACCUUGUACUGCCCUCACACAAACAAGCACUGUCCUUUUCAGCGCUGAUAGAUGGCUACUCUCGCCUGACCACUGACUCUCACCACUAUCUGUGUCAUGAGGUUGCUUCUCCGCGGGUUGUGCUGAGCAUCACCAGUGGCAUUCAUGGACCAAUGCAACCGCACUAUGUCACAACUAAGCUCCGACGAGAGGAGAACAAGGAAGGACUCUAUGUGCUGCGAUGGAGUGCUUUAGACUUCAAUAAGAUUAUCAUGACGGUUGUCAGUAAGGAAAAGCCUGAGUUUGAAUUAUUGAAAGGUUCUGGGAGUUUUCAAGACAUGAAGCAGUUUCAGAUUGAGAGGAAGACCCCAGACGCGUAUGUGCUGCAGGGCUGGGAGCGGUCAUUUCCCAGUGUGAAAGAGCUCCUCGAGAGUCUUAAGGGCUGCAUGCUGAAAUCGGGGAAUGAGAGCUACAUGGUCAAAAAGUGUUGUCCGCCUGUUCCACAUGAAUUCUCCAAUUUACUCAUAACGAAGAAUGUGAAAGAUAGUGAUGUGCGACCACUCACAGCGCAGUUAAAUCUGAGCCAGCUCAGCUUCCAUCAAAUAAGGAAGGAGGAAAUCAUUCAGGAGCAUCAUUUGGGCCGUGGAACGAGGAUGAAUAUCUACGCUGGUAGGUUUUGCGAGGGUGAAGUUGAGGAGGAAGAAGAGAUGGACUCUCCCUGUGGAACAAGCCACAGUGAAGCAAGGGAUAUCCGUGUGGUGUUGAAAGUUCUUGAUCCUAGUCACAGAGACAUUGCAUUGGCAUUCUUCGAGCUGGCCAGUCUGAUGAGUCAAAUCUCUCAUGCUCACCUCGCCUUCGUGCAUGGAGUCUGUGUGCGGGGCUCAGAAAAUAUACUUGUGGAAGAAUAUGUCGAAUUUGGACCUCUGGAUGUCUUGUUGCGAAAGGAGAGAGGAAAGCUGAACCCAGAGUGGAGUCUGACUGUCAUUCAGCAACUUGCUAGUGCACUGAGCUACUUGGAGGAUAAAAACAUGGUGCAUGGGAACAUUUGCUGCAAGAAUGUGCUCGUAGCGAGGAAGGGGCUGGAAGAGGGAAGCACCCCUUUCAUCAAAGUCAGUGAUCCCGGCAUCAGUUUCACCGUGCUUACUCAAGAAGAACGUGUGGAGCGAAUUCCCUGGAUCGCUCCAGAGUGUGUCCAGAAUGUGAACAAGUUAAGUCUGGGUGCUGACAAAUGGAGCUUUGGGACGACCGUGCUGGAAAUCUGCUGUAAUGGAGAGGUCCCACUGAAGGAGCGAACACUGUCUGAGAAAGAGAGAUUCUACGAGAUGAAAGGGAAACUUCCAGAACCUUCCUGUAAGGAGCUUGCUGACCUGAAUAGCCAAUGUCACAGCUACGAAGCAAACCAACGGCCAUCUUUCCGGACUAUUCUGCGGGAACUCACGAUGCUGCAACAGCAAAAUCCGGACAUUUCCUGUGAAAAUUCAGUGCCUACCGUCUCUGACCCCACUGUCUUCCAGAAACGCUACCUGAAGAAGGUCCGAGAUCUUGGAGAGGGUCACUUCGGCAAGGUGGGUCUGUACAUUUAUGACCCAUUUAAUGAUGGCACAGGGGAAGUUGUGGCAGUGAAAUCGCUGAAGUCAGAGUGUGGGGAGGAGCUCCACACAAGCUGGACACGGGAGAUCGAGAUUCUGAAAACACUGUACCACGACAACAUCGUCAAAUACAAAGGCAGCAGCAGUGAGCAAGGAGGUCAGAUUGUACAGCUGAUUAUGGAGUAUCUGCCGCUGGGCAGUCUGCGAGAUUACCUUCCAAAACACGCUGUCGGACUUGGGCAGCUUCUGCUAUUCGCAAAACAGAUUUGUCAGGGCAUGUCGUACCUCCAGUCGCAGCGGUAUGUGCAUCGUGAUCUGGCUGCCAGGAAUGUCCUGGUGGAAAAUGAGAAUGUUGUCAAGAUUGGGGACUUUGGGUUGGCCAAAGCGAUCCCUGAACACCAGGACUAUUACCGAGUGAAGGAUGAUGGAGACAGUCCUGUGUUCUGGUAUGCUGUUGACUGUCUCAAGGAAGGAAAAUUCAACUUUGCUUCUGAUGUUUGGUCGUUUGGAGUCACAUUAUAUGAACUUUUAACGUAUUGUGAAACCCGCCAGAGUCCACCAGCUAAAUUCAUUGAGAUGAUUGGAGUGACGCAUGGACAGAUGACGGUGGUACGACUGAUUGAUCUGCUGGAGAGGGGACAGCGCUUGCCUUGUCCAAAGUCUUGCCCUUUGGAGGUUUACCAGCUGAUGAACAAGUGUUGGGAAUCUGAUCCAGCUCGACGUCCCCCAUUUCAGGAGCUGAUCCCAGUCUUUCAGAAACUGUAUGAAAGAUACAAAAGGAUAGAAACUUCAAACAUUCUCCAGAAGUUAUAAACAGCAACUGCCCUGACGAACCUCUUUCUAUCCUUUUUCUCUUCUGACUUGGUAGCAGCUGAUUAUUGAGUAUUCAAUUUGAACCCCUCCCCAUCUCUGUGCAGACCACCCUGCUCGCUCACUCUCUGUGUAGCCCACCCUGCUCGCGCUCUCUCUGUGCUGACCACCCCCCUCUCUGUGUCUCUGUGCUGUCCCCACCUCUUGUUGUACUCCAGUAUAUACCCCCCCAUCCCCAUCCACCACUCUAUCUCUCUUCUGGAAGAACUUGUAUUCUUAUUGUGCAGUCAUGACCUGAAGAUGUCUUGGAGUUGUCCACAGCUAGUUGGCACUUUGUGAAGAGAUGUCACUGUGCAGUAUGUGGACAGAGAUGUACAUUUUGUACACAGCAAGGUCUGUCAAAUCCCUGAGAACAAUUAAUGUUUCUUGGCAAGGGAAUGAAUAGUGGACAGGAUGCUCGCAGAGCUUUGUAGCAACUCUUCAGCCUGGCCUAAACAAGCAAUAUGGCCUCGGAUUAAUAUAAGAUGAAAGCUUUGGUCUCUCGUCUGCAUUAUUGACAUGCUGUUAGGACUUUGCUGAACAUAAGAAGCUGAAGGAUCUAGCUGUGAAAAAGACUGUUGGUGAACAUUCAUAUUUUUAAUUCCUUCCUCUCAGAACCUCUCCAGUUUGAAUUAGUUCUGAGAUCGGAAUAAUGAGUUAUAGAUACAGGCAUUCAUUCUAUGCUUUGCAUUUAAUAUCUGUCAUAAUAUAGUCACGCAUAACUGCAGCAGUGGUUCAGGCCACUGAGUCGGAAUAAAUUUCAACUCUUUCCCUGUCAUGAAUGCCUCUCAGUACCUAAGAUUCUGAUGCUGAAACUCAGUCAGAUAUUUUACACUGUGUUGACAUUUAGUUGGGUACAAUGAUGGCUCUGAUUACAGUCACAUUAUGUUCAGAAUAACACUGGGAACCUAGUGAGUGCCCUAUCCGCUAAUGUCAGGCUGUUGAAUUAAUUUUACGUUGCAGCAUUUUGGGUCUUAUUACUAAGUGCCAGUAGACGUGUGCGUUUUGCACGUUUCUGAUUUAUUAAAUUCAUUUAGUGUGCUUCACUGCCAAGUCACGGUGUUUGCCUUGCUUCAGCUUAAAUUAGAACAAGUCAGACAUUAGCUCAGCAGCCUCAGUCCCUCGUGAGACAUUUGGAGUUGGCCUGCCUACUGAAGCCAGGGAAAUGGACAAAUACAUUCUCUCUGAACUGGUAGUGCACAGGAGGCAUUUUGCAGAAGUGCCCACACCACAGCUGCCGGUAUUAUCAAGAGCACAGGACCGAUUCUACGUGAUCUUCGAUAUCUGUACAACCGCUGAGGUGAGGGGAGAAGUUCUUGAGCCUGAAUUCACCAGACAGUGAUAGACCAGCCCUCGCGUGCUAAAGUUCUCAGUCAUUUGUACUAUUUACAGGCGUGCUCAUGUACAUACUGUCGUACAGCGUCUUCUCUGUUGGUGUUCAGACAUUUUAUGCCAAGUGACAGUGAAAAUGGAGAUGCCAGUCCUAGGGUGAUAGUUAGAUAUGCCGAAUUGUGGAGUUAGCAUGAUGUAAUGGAUGUUUAAUACUGUUUAACACUCCAAGAUCCACUCAACAGGAAAACUGCUCAGGAAUGGCCGCGAGCUGCUGCAAUAUUAUGGAAAUACAAUUAAAAUGAUCUUCGGGAGAAGUAGGAGUGGGAGAUGGGUGCAAAGUAUUUCUGCUCAUCAUUCAAGUGUCUGUCAGACUCGCUGAUUCUUGACAGUACAGUUUUCCCAUUGGAUGGUUCAGUUGUUUUGUAACUGGUUCUGAUGAUGGAGGUGGUGGUGGUCCUGAUCGUAUCACUCAGACUUUGUAUGUGUUGCCCUGUUUUCGAACAGUGCCCAAUUUCAAUGAACACUGACUUUGCCAGCCUCAGGAUAAGCAUAUCACUUUCCAGCAUGGGAGUCUCCAGGAGUGAUGACCCAAAGCCUCCUGCUUUCCUGGACGGACCGUCUCUCAUUUGAUUCAGUGCUCAUGGUAAAGACCAAUGAGGAGAGGGUGCAAUUAACAGACUGGAGUGCGACUCUCACAGCUUAUUGUUUUACAAUGUAAACGGACACAGGAAGGCACUUCUAAACAUUGAACUGUUGAUUCAACUGCUUAUAUUUACCUGUUUUAUCCAAAAUGUGUCUUCUGUGCUGAGAUACGAAGAAGCAAAUGCUAUGUCAUUGCAUUUCUGAUUUGAGUUAAUCGAGCAGCACUGAGUACAUUGGUAACUUUCUGUCACUAAGGAGCAAAGUUUGGGGGAGUUCAACACAUACCAAUUACCACUGUCAUCAUGGUGAGUUUGCUGAGUUGAGUAGGAGUGAAUAACUCUUUUUCAGAAGCUGCUGUUCAGAUCAAGAGAGUUUUCAGGUCUGUGGGAAACUGUUUGCAUUACUAUGUUGUUGAACAGGAACUCAAUUCAGGCAUGGCGACCUGAAAUAAAGAGAAUGGCAAUGUGUAUAGAUGGUUUGAACUGGACUAAAGAUGUAUAUUAAACACCAGGACACAUUACCACAUAUAGCUUAUAGGACAUUUUAAAAUUACCUUUGAUUUACCUGACCUGAGUAUGAUUGUGAAUGAUGGACAUCAUGUAUACCAUAUUACAUUAUUUGCACUUGAAUACAUGGCCAAUUUAUCGUUGAAACAGUUUCAUUCUUAUUAUGUUCAGUGAUGGACAGAGCUUACUCUAUUUUGGAAUACUUAUGUGUGUCUGUCUUUUUCUCUCUUUAGACUUUCUCAUACAUACUUGCACUUUUUAGAAAGGAUUAGGCAAGAUUCCCAGUGUCUUGCCUCACUUUUCUCUUGCUGUCUCAAAAGUAUUUAUCUUAAAGUAUCAAUGACCAUUUGUUCUCCCAGGAAUGUGAUUGAAAAUGUUGUGUGUUUAUGCCAGUCAGCAUGUUUAGCAAUUGUCUAGAGUCCUCUAUUAACCUAAUGCUUAAACUGUUUUUCUCUGAGUUUCAGCUACCUUUUCCUGGACCAUUUAUUUAUUAAUAACUGAAUUAUGUUGAACUUCAUUUAAUGAUGGAUCACAUUAAAGUAGUACCAUUUAUGCUUUUGAAUCAGAAUAUUCAUAUCUUAACACAUUUUAAAGCUUUGUACUCACUUACCGUGGUGUUACAUCAACUUGAUCAGCACCUAUUGGUCUUGUGUAAUGUUGGCACAAACCUAGUUCAACUUUGGAAAUCUCACACAUGUCCUUCUGUUGGAAUGUCUAUUAAUAGGCAUUACUUGUGUCAGCUUUGUCAGGUCAGAACAUGAUCGAAGAAGCUUUUUAGUGAUUGUUCCGUUCCAUCCUAAAAUUAGCAUGUUCCUAUUCUCGCCCAAACUCCCCAAGUGCACACGUGUGAACUAUGCCUUGUACUUUUGGAGAACAAAUGGAUUUCAUUGGUGAUUAGUUUAAACUAUGUUCUUAUCAUUUGGGAUUGUGAAUGCUGAGGUAGAAAUAAAUUGUUUUCACGUUUAGUUCUGAUUCGGGGACUUGGGUUUUUUUUAAGGAAGAUAGAGUCAUUUUUGAAUAGGGAGUUCAAAACAGUCUUUCCAAGAAAGCACGUGACUUAGGUUAAAUGGCCAGCAAGCUACAGGAGAAGGUAACUGAAAUAGUGUUCACAAAGUUGAACCUUUAUGUGGAGAAGAACAGCUGGCCACAGGCCACAGUCAGGUUUCAGUUGAGAAGAUUCUCACAUGAGCAAAGGGUCAUUGGAGCCUGUGGCAGUCUCCUGGCUGUUAGAACUGGAAGGCAGUCUGAAACUGUUCUAACAGUUCAAAUGGACAGGGCUUUUCUUCAGGUUCAGCUGGGAAAGGCUGUGAAUUAGGUGAUGUCUGUGUACCUUGAGGAGAAACUGUAACCUUUAGUGUGAUGCAGGAGGGAACAGAAGUAAACCCAUUAAUGUACUUCAAUGAGUUCAACUUCAUCAGCUAAGUAAGAAAGAGUUAAGAUAUGAGUGGUACUUUAGGGCUGAGUGGCUGUAAGAAUAUUGUUGGGGGAAAAAAGGUUGAAAUUUUUGACUUAAGAUCUUUCCAAUUAGUCUUCUAUUAUAUACAUGUAUAAAACUUAGUUUUUUUUAUUUCUUUGGUGUAAUAAAUUUAUCUUUUGUUAAAAAGUA